CGUGUAGCUAUUAGACAUAGUUGUCAAUUGUUCGAUGAUGCUUAACCCCGCUUAACCCCGGCGGCGGCGGAGGUCGGAUACAUCAUAAUUCCAAAUCGCCAGAUAACAGCAGCCAGCAGCGAUGGUCUGACAACUAGCUGCGCUCCCCUAAUUUAAACAAUUGACAACCACCACACCCUUACACUAAUCACAACAACAACACAACACCACAACACCACAAAGCAGCCCUUGGCAUCCUCCUUCCUUCGUACCCCACUAAAAACCCCUUUAAUCUCAACCUCCAGCAUACUGAAUUCCAAAUACCCAACAACCCACAAACGCAAACGCAAACGCAAACGCAAUGGAAGGAUCCAGGAACCGGAAACAACGCCGCGCCGCCGCAGCAGCAGCAGCGAAACAACCCGACGCGUUCGACCCAGCCUCGAUCCCUCUCGCCCAUCCCCCACCGGCUUCCGCUUCUUCUUCUUCCUCCGCCGCGACCGGCCAGAAGACACUGGUGGAUAUUAUCGCCGAGAGACAGGGUGCGCUCCUGGGACAACUCGCUUCUACCCCCAGCGGGAACGCAGGUACACAGUUUGUGACGGUGGAUCCGCGGACGGGGCAGAUUUCCGCCGUUGACGAGGCGAGUCUGUCGACCGAGACGAAGACGAAGGCGAUCAAGCGGGCGGAAAAGGCGCGGCGGAAGCAGCAACAGCAGGAACAACGGGGCAAAGGAGAUGCAGGAGUGGGGGAUAAGGAUCUCUCUGGUGAAGAUGAGGAUGAGGACGAGGACGAGGACGACGAGGAGGAAGAAGAAGAAGAAGAAGAAGAAGAGCUCGAACACCCGAUCCCCCCCGUCAUCGACACGCUGCUCCUCGCCGUACCGCUGACGACUCUCCAUCUAACGCUCGCGUAUCUCGCCGCGCACCAGUACGCCCAGGAGAUCGAGCUCGAGAAACUCGUCCGCGAAUCCGCCUUUGUCGCUUUCCCCAUGCUGGCGCUGCUGAUCCACCUCGCCCAUGGACAUAUUGUCUCCUUCCUUGGGGUCACGAACAGCAAACAGGAAACCGUCUCGCUCUUACCGUGGGACAGUGAGAAGCUGUCGUGGGCGUUUAUGCGCAGGCUUCUCUUCCCGCCAAGUCUACGCACUCUGGUGUUCCUCCCGCUGACGGGCUUCCUGGGGUGUAAGCUGAUGCUGAUGACAAAUGAGGAUCCCUACUACGCGGUCAUGAAGCAUGCGCCGGCCUUCGGCACCAUGUGGAUUUGGGGGGUUUUGGAGAUGUCAUUCGGACCGGCAGUGCUCGGUGCGUUGGGCCCAUUGAUCUGGGGUGUCUGGUGGAUGGGAUAUGGGAUUAUCUGAUUUAGUCUGGUCUGGUCUUGC
Aspergillus homomorphus CBS 101889 is the source of this 1360-nucleotide messenger RNA. RefSeq lists its product as uncharacterized. The transcript has a single exon. NCBI's taxonomy places the organism in Eukaryota, Fungi, Ascomycota, Eurotiomycetes, Eurotiales, Aspergillaceae. The record is from RefSeq and is a predicted model, not a curated record. The coding region runs from base 341 to 1339 and encodes 332 amino acids.